Molecule: messenger RNA, 234 nt
Organism: Schistosoma bovis
Lineage: Eukaryota; Metazoa; Platyhelminthes; Trematoda; Strigeidida; Schistosomatidae
Source: the annotation of a GenBank genome assembly
AUGUUCAUGAAAAGAAAUAAAGAUAAAUCCGCCUGUAUUCAUCCAUGUGUACAUACUGAAGGUUCUGCAGUAACUAUCAAUGGUCCACGUUUUUCAACUCGUUUCGAAUCAUUUGUUCAUAAGGCAAUGGGAUUGAAUAUAGUUAACAUGACAUUAGUUCCUGAAGUUUCAUUGGCUCGUGAAGCUGGUUUAUGUUAUGCUUCUAUAGCAAUUGUUACAGAUUUUGAUUGCUGA